AGCCGCUCGCUGCGCCUUUAGCGACGGCGGCUGCGCCUUUAGCGGCGGGCGGCACCGGGCGGCGGCGGCGUCGUGUCUCGGCCGCGUCUCUCAGCGCCGCAGGCGAGGGGGCGGCGCGGGGCCUCCGCAGAGCUGAUGGGGCGGCGGAGUGCGGGCGCGCCCGGAGCGCCCCGCGAGCGAGCACCUGACGCGGCUAAAAACGGCUUGGCUGCAAGCAGGCAGCCCUGAAAUGGCGAAAGCUCCGCGUCCAGCUGGCCCGUGCCGGUUUGGUGGCACCCAGUGGCACAUGCAGAGUGUCCUCAGGGACUCCGUGGAGAGCUCCGAUGAUGAAUUCUUCGAUGCACGAGAAGAUAUGGUGGAAGGGAAAAGUGCCAUUCUCAUAGGAAUGAGCCAGUGGAACUCAAAUGACCUUGUUGAGCAGAUAGAAACAAUUGGAAAGCUGGAAGAAAAUCAAGGUGAAGAGCCUGCAUUUUGCUCAUCUGGCUUUCUGCAGGAAAAACAACGUGAAUUAUAUAGAACCUCUUUAAGAAAACAAAGGUUCCCUACACAAGGUAGUGUUGAAAUACACGAGGACAGUGAGGAAGGAGUUCAACACCAGAACUGCAAAACUCAUGUGUUAAUUUUGAUCCUACAUGGAGGGAACAUCUUAGACACUGCAGGUGGUGACCACAGCAGCAAGCUGGCAGACAUCAACACCUUCAGUUCUGUGUUUGAGAAGGUUACCCGAGCCCAUUUCCCUGCCUCUUUGGGCCAUAUCUUAAUGAGACUUGUUCCCUGCCCAGCAAUCUGUUCAGCAGCUUUCUCUCUUGUUUCCAACCUAAAUCCCUACAGUUAUGAUGAGAGCUGUCUCAGCAGCAGUGAAGACCACAUCCCACUGGCUGCCUUGCCUUUGCUGGCUGUUUCAUCCCCUCAGUACCAAGAUGCUGUUGCCAUGGUGAUCACCAGAGCCAAUCAAGUUUACAAUGAGUUUCUCAAAUCUACAGAUGGGGCUGGCUUUAAUGGACAGGUGUGUCUCAUAGGUGACUGCAUUGGAGGAAUUUUGGGCUUUGAUGCCAUCUGCUAUAAUUCUAAUACAGCUGAUGAGAGUCGGAACAGUAGCAGGAGAGGAAGCAUCAGCAGCAUCCAGGAUAAUACCCUCUUAACAGAGGACUCCAGUCUGGGUGACAGCAAACACCUGAGCAAAAGCAAUAUUGACAUCUCGGGAAUCAUGGAGGAUGAGGAGCCAAGGCAGCCGUUGCCUCAGAAACAAAGUGACUCCUCCACCUAUGACUGUGAUGCUAUAGCCCAGCAUCAUGCUCUCCUGUCUAGCAUCCACUCAAGUGUGUUGAAAGAUGACGCAGACCUUCCUCUUGUGGAUUCCAGUCUCUCAGAAGUAAACCUGGGCCGAUUUGAAUUUGAGGUGUCUGAUUUCUUCCUCUUUGGGUCACCACUUGGUUUGGUGCUGGCCAUGAGGAGCACUGUUCUGCCUGGCCUGGAUGUAUGCCAGGUCCGACCAGCCUGCAGCCAAGUGUACAGUUUCUUUCACUCUGCUGACCCCUCUGCCUGCAGACUUGAACCAUUGCUGGAGAAAAGAUUCCAUCUUCUUCCUCCAUUCAGUGUCCCACGGUACCAGAGAUACCCACUAGGGGAUGGAAGAUCUCACCAAUUAGGUGAUGUUCUCCACAACCACAGUGCUCUGUUCCUUGAGAACAGCUCUUUGAACAUACCCUUCUCUCAGGAGAGUUCUGGAUCUCCAAAUACAUCUGAUCAAUCACAAGGGAAAACAAGAAAGUUGAGCUUGGCCAGCGCAAACAGUGAAAACUCAGGGUCAACAGAAAGCUUGCCAUCGGCGUGUCUCACUAACAUUACUGCAAAGUGGUGGGGAACAAAACGAAUAGAUUAUGCCUUGUAUUGUCCAGAUGUGCUGACAGCCUUUCCAACGGUGGCCCUUCCGCAUCUCUUCCAUGCCAGCUACUGGGAGUCAACAGACGUUGUGGCUUUCAUUCUAAGACAGGUGAUGAGGUACGAAAAUAUAAAUUUCAAGGAAAAUGAUAACCUGGAUCCAGAAACACUAAGUCCAUCUAAUCCACGAGAAAAAUGGCUACGCAAAAGGACACAUGUCAAAUUGAGAAAUGUGACUGCUAAUCACCGAGCUAAUGAUGUCAUUGCAGCAGAAGAUGGUCCUCAGGUACUAGUUGGGCGCUUUAUGUAUGGACCUCUGGACAUGGUGGCUUUAACAGGUGAAAAGGUGGAUAUCUUCAUAAUGACUGAGCCAUCUUCGGGUAGGUGGGUGUACUUUGACACAGAGAUAUCCAACAGCAGUGGCCGGAUAUCAUACAACAUACCCGAACAGAAGAGACUGAGAGUUGGUGUGUAUCCCAUCAAAAUGGUGGUCAGAGGGGACCAGAGCAGUGCUGCAAGCUACCUGACGGUGCUUCCCCGAGGAAUGGAAUGUGUUGUGUUCAGCAUUGAUGGUUCCUUUGCAGCAAGUGUUUCAAUUAUGGGAAGUGACCCCAAAGUCAGAGCAGGGGCUGUUGAUGUUGUCAGGCAUUGGCAGGACCUGGGAUAUCUGAUUAUCUAUAUCACUGGACGUCCAGAUAUGCAAAAACAGCGUGUGGUUUCAUGGUUGUCUCAACACAACUUCCCACAAGGGAUGAUCUUCUUCUCAGAUGGACUGGUUCAUGACCCACUGCGACAAAAGACCAUUUUUCUCCGGAAUCUUAUGCAAGAGUGCCACAUCAAAAUCUGUGCUGCAUAUGGUUCCAUGAAGGAUAUUUCUGUGUACAGUGUCUUGGCUCUGUCACCAUCCCAGAUCUACAUAGUUGGACGACCCACAAAGAAAUACCAGGCACAGUGUCAAUUCCUCAGUGAAGGUUAUGCAGCCCACUUGGCCUCGCUGGAGUUUAAUCUCCAUUCACGACCCAAAAAGAACAACUCUCGGAUGAUCUUGAGAAAAGGUAGCUUUGGCCUCCACUCCCAACCCGAGUUUCUGCGCAAGAGGAACCACCUCCGCAGGACUAUGUCUGUGCAGCAACCUGACCCACCUUCCUUGAACCCCAAGCCAGAGCGUGCCCAGAGCCAGCCUGAAUCAGACAAGGAUCAUGACAGGCAUUUGCCUUCCAUUGCUUGGGUUCGAGGUGUUCACAAAUUUGAAUCUGUUCCCUAGGAAGACUGGGAAUGUAGAUCUUGGGUGCCCCCCAUUAAACUUGUAGGCAUGCCUCAAAGAUAAUAUUUAGGCUACUCCAAACUAAGAGAUGUAGAUGGGAACCUGUACCUUGGAGUCUUUCCUGUUCUGAAUCUGCCUUCUUACACCAAUUGGGGAACUUGCAGUUUUGCUCCUCUUGUCACGUUUAUUGGGAGAUUUUAAAACAACGUAAAACUAGUGCAAGUGGUUACAACAUCAAAGCAACAGGAAAUAUCUUUGAUUAUUUUUUUACAACAGAUAUAAUAUGUGCAAUAAGAGGAGAAGCUAAAGCAGGCUGAUUUUGCUCAGAAGAAGGGUUGCGGUAUGAGCUAAUUAAUUAGCUGCAUCCAAAGUAUAAAUGGUAGGUCACAUAGGUUACAGAGAAGGUUUACACUUUAAAUAGUCCUUUCUGUUGCCACUUUCCAAUAAAGUGGCACACUUACAAGGGAAACAGAGAUUGGAACUACAAUAACAGGUGGUCAGAGUUCGUAUAAAAAGAUGCUUUUUGGGCGCUUUAAGCCCAAGAUUUCCUUUCAGCUUGUGGUGUCGGUAAACAGACCCCAGUGUGGGCACUCAUGUUUGUGUGAGGUGCUGGACAAAUAAAUGAGAACUUCACCUAUGAACCAAAUUAUAAAAACUUCAUGUUAAAAAUAACUGUGUUGGCCACAGUUUGAAGCAGUUAGUGUUGCUGUAAACAAAGUAAUGUGCAACUGUAUGAAGAUCACGUUGUUUUGUGGAAUUUGGUGACUGUGCAGAAAAUGUGUGGACUACUUCGGGAAGGAGAUGGCUUUGCUCAUCUCAGUCCGAGUCAGAUCUUAAGAGGGUAAGCUAAAGGGAACCCUUUCACUAAGGGAUUUGCAAACUUCAGGGGAAUUUUUACACUGGAGGAGAAGAAAAGUAAUGAGGUAUAUCGGUAAAUUGUUUACCUUCUUAUGCUUUAUAGCAACUGCUGUGUUAAGACAAUCCGUAGCAUUCAGAAUUACAGCAUUUGAGCUUCAAAGAAUGGAUGUGCCAAAUUACAGGUGCCAAACAGACAUUUUUCUACAGAUUUAAAUUUCUCUCUGAUCUCCCAAUGGACUUACUAGAAGUAAAAUAUGUGACAUUUUCCUUAAGUAGUAUAAGUAGUAAUAUUCUAAAGUGUUGUAGUUAGUUGAACAUAGUAGCAGUUUGCAGAUUCUUCAUGCAGAUGCUUCCACUGAAAUUCAUCAAGAAAACUUUCAUGACUGAACUGAUGCAUGUUUUAAAACCUGCAAUGAAGUUACAAGUGCACAUAAAACCCUCUUUUUCUGAAAGUUAAAACCAGACUAUUGACAUUGAGAAAGCUGGAAGUCAAUAGGACAUUUCUUUUUCAAGUUUGUUUGUUAGUUUUUAAUUUCAGGGAAUUGUAGUGGAGAAGCUGUUGUGCUUCCCCACCCCCUUUUCAAGUCUUGGUAUACCAGAAGCAGUCUUAACAAGUUGGUUAAUGAUUUUUGAUAGUUGAUGGUAAAACAAGUAAGAAGUGCAAUAGAAAACUACUGAGACACUGCAGAAGUAAACCUAAGUCUAUACUCCCUGUUAACCCUAAAGUUUCAGUGUGCUUUUGGAAGGGCAUAGGAAUGCAGCUUUUGACUUAAAAGGCAGCAAAAUAUCUUAUAAAGGGAGAUCCUUGCUUUAUAUUUUCAGACCUUACUUGGCAAGAUUGUCAGUUACCUGUUUCAAAUCUCCUGAAAUAUCUCUGGCACAUCAAUAAUUUUUUUGGUGUAAUGCAUCCUUUAAGGGAACACACAAAAAAAGAUUUAGGAGAUGUAAAAAGUUAGAAAGCUCACACUUACUGGGAGCAGGUAAAUACAUUAGAAGGGGCUGGGUUUUUAAUGCUGUUACCAAGUCAGGCAGCUACAAAAGCUAAAGGAAAACAAACUACUACACUGAAAGCAGUCUUAAGUUUUACAAAUGCUUUGCCAGUAGUAUCACAGUUCCUUAGCCCAAAAAAUUGGAGAAGUUAUUCUGUUGCUCUGUCUUGGCCCAACUGUGUGUAUUAGUUCUAACCACAGAGUUCAUUUCUUCUCCUGUGCACUAAGAGGAGGUUGCAUGGGUACACCAGACUCCAUUUCCCUCCAGUGACUUCACUGUUAGCAGGCUCCUGCUUCUUAAACAGGCAGGGUAAUACAAGGCUUGUGAGUGAAGAACUCCAUAGGCAAAUUUUAAGUUUGCCAUGGGGACCUAAAAGCAACAUUGAUUGAUAACAAAGUUCUUUCUAAGCACUGAAUGUUUUGUAACAAGUCUUCUGAUAGUAAUCACUAUUCCAGCUGCAAAGUUCAAAGCUCCUGUUGCUUUAGCCAUCUACCUCUAUCAUCCAAGAGACUGUUGUAGUAGAAAGGUUGAGUUCUUUUCAAAAGAGAGAUCUGGGUAAUCUGGUAAAAAAAAGAGUAAUUCUGUGACUCUACUGAAGGAAAAAGUGUCUGAGCACAAGGUUAGAGAAAUCUCCUAGGUUUCUCUAGGAAAGGCUGUCUUUUACUCUUGGAGACAUAAUGUCAUUUUGCAGAGUACCAUGUCAUGUAAAUGCUGAUUUUGUGUAUUUUCAUUAAUGACUGGGUCACUUUGUAGACGUCAGUGUCCUGGCUUCCUUUAAGAAUAUUACGAGUGCAUAGCAGUAAAACAAAAAUAGGUGUGUGUGUGAUUUAGAAUUGUUAUGAUUUCAAAGUGGUAUUGAAAUCAAGCUGAAAAUAUUUCCCCUAACUUUGUUUCCAUACAAUAUAUGAGAACUUCAGUGGUAUUUGCAUAAUUCCAGCACUGCUUAUUGCUCAUUGAUAGAGUGGUUUAUCUCCUGAUCACGUGCUCCAGCUGAGCACUUUGGCAAAACAGUGAUAUGUACAGGCAUUAGCUUGGAGGUUAAGGCUUCCUGUUAAUUAGGAACUGAACUUCUGAAACAUCGAGUGCCAGGUGCAUUGGUUUUGAAAGCACCAGCCAGUUGUCACUAAAAUGGUAAAACAACUUCUGUUGGAGCUGAGAGCAUGAACAAGAUGAAUGUGAUUUUAGGCAUGCAGUUCAUAGGCUGGCAGUUCAACAGAUACUCUGUGGCAAUAGCCAGAAACCUCAUGUAUGUUGAACAACUAGUUUUUUCAUGGGAUUUUUUGGGGUUUUUUCCCCCAGCUAUACUUGGGGUAGUCCUUUGGAUUUGCAUAAUGAAUCUCCAGUUUUAUAGUGUAAUUAUUCUGUUUUCUCUUAGAACAUUCCUUUGUGGUCAGAAUUUUUGGUUACACACUUUGUUCACAUUAAACAGCAUGCAGUGGUUUAUGGGCAUUCAGCUUGCAAUUGGAUUUCAGUUUUACCUGUGUUUUCAUGGAAGAUUGGUCCUCCUAAGCAGGCUAUUUGCUGAGGGUAAGUUUGAGCCUACAGCCAUCCUAUUCUCUGAUUGCAGCUCCUCACUGCUGCAGUCUCUGUGCAGUCAGCACUUAAACUGUGUAGGCUAUGAAAGUGUUAAAGCACACACAGGAGGGAAAUGGACAGAAGCUAAGGUGGGUGCCCAGGGAACAUACAAGACUCAUCAGUUGUUUCAGCACCUUUAGUGCCUCCAGUCUGUAACAGAAAAGCACAUUCUUUUAACCUGCUGAAUGGAGGAAGCAUAAAUGAAAUUGUACAACACAAAACUGUUAGUCCAGUGGGUGCUAAGGCUGCAGUACAAGUCAGUGCAAAGUAAGCCACCAUUGGGAGCAUUUACUUUGUUGUCUUGUUGAUAUGGAUCAAUUUUAAAUUACUGUAAAAAAUGGCUGUGAUUAAUAGCAGUGGUAGAGUUAGCUGAGAUAUUGUAAAAACACACCUUCACAACUGUGGUGUUUUGGUUUUGUCCAUGUGUAUGUGUGUAGCUACUGAAAGACACUAAAGUUUUGGUUCUGCUUUCACAGGAAAUUUGUAACCAAUAUACCAAAAAAAACAAAACAAAAAAACAAACAAACAAAAAAAAAACACACACAAAAAAAAAAAAAAAAGAAGACAAAAAAAACACCCACCAAAAAAACCCCACACCAACAAUAGCUGUUUAUUCAAUUUUGUUGUCUAGUUAGGUAAGUUUGGAAAAAGAUAUCAUUGUAUAGAAUGCAGACUAUUCCACAGACCCGAAUAGUGGUGUUGGUCCAAAUCUGCUUAUUUUGAAUAACUUGUUUGUUUGGAUACACUAGUGCUCUUGGAAUAGAUUCUUGCUUCAUCAGAGUACUCCUGUUUAGUUUUGUGACAUGGUUUAUAUCUAUUCAGCAUAAAAUUCUGUUAGCUGUAAAAAUGACACAGUAUUGAUAACUCUUGUUCACUGGGGUUCAUGGGAGCUGUCAUUUUGAUUUGUUUACAUGAAACUAGUCUUAAUUUUUACAGAUUACUUCACCUGUUCCUCUAAUACCUAGGAAAGUCACUUCUAAACAGCUAAAACUUUCACUGGCUACAUAGAAGUGGAACUAUCAGUAAACUAGAGAAAAAGGAUUACACACCUUAGUCUACACAGGACAAUGACACUUUAUCCAGAAGACCCACCAUUCUGCAAAAUUGCCUUUGUUUGCCAUUAUUAGUGAACAAGUUGUUCUGUUUAUACAUUGCAGUCUUUCUUUAUCCAGGACACUUCUAAUGUAUGUAUUUAAGCAAGUCCCCAAUAUUUAGCUCCGUAGUAUCAUCACGUACUUCAUGGAAUAAAUUUGGAAAGGUAAAAAAGA
Myiozetetes cayanensis is the source of this 7836-nucleotide messenger RNA. RefSeq names its product PITPNM family member 3 (gene PITPNM3). The transcript has 20 exons. Gene Ontology annotation, molecular function: metal ion binding; phosphatidylcholine intramembrane carrier activity; phosphatidylinositol transfer activity. The coding region runs from base 230 to 3145 and encodes 971 amino acids. Gene Ontology annotation, cellular component: cytoplasm. Gene Ontology annotation, biological process: phospholipid transport. NCBI's taxonomy places the organism in Eukaryota, Metazoa, Chordata, Aves, Passeriformes, Tyrannidae. The record is from RefSeq and is a predicted model, not a curated record.